AUGUACAGCAAUGAAGCAGAUAUUGAUUGCCCGUGUUUGCAGUGCUCUGAUGAGGAAGCGCCGAUUGAAGCAGAGACAGCUUAAAUUGAAGAGGAGGAAUGCCAAAGACAUGAAGUCAAAACUCCAAAGGCUGAGGGAGGAGAUGCAAGAAAUUGGCGCUGAACAAAGAAGUAUCAGAGAAGGACAAAGACAAGUUAGAGAAAAAUUUGAAGCAAUUGAAGCCGAAUGCCAGAAGCUUAAGAGAGAAACUAGACUCGUUAUCCAGCAGAGCGCUAGAAACAAAAUCCGUCUGGCUAUUAUGUUUAGGAUUCUUAAGGCACGCGAAGAAGGCGACUUUACAAAGGCAAUCGAACUCACUAGGUUACUCCGUGAAAUGGUUGUGAGGGACAAUCUGUUAAUGAGGGCACCGAGCGCACCAGCAAGUGAUGAAUGAAAGUUGAAGUUGAAGGUUUACUUAUAUCCAAUUUGAUUCCAGUUUUGUUUAACAAAGCUGUGUAAUGUUUUAUCUAUAGCUAUAGCUGUAACUGUGUGAGGGAAGUGUUGUAUUAUAUUAUUAGGAAAAGUAUCUUAGGAUUUGAUAAUUAUAUUUUAAAAUAAUGAUUUAUUAUAAAA
Messenger RNA from Rubroshorea leprosula, 612 nucleotides. NCBI's taxonomy places the organism in Eukaryota, Viridiplantae, Streptophyta, Magnoliopsida, Malvales, Dipterocarpaceae. The record is from the annotation of a GenBank genome assembly.